AUGCUUCUCCCACGGCGAGCGGUCCUCUUCCUCAGCGCCUGCUUCUUCCUCAUCCUCCUCCUCACAGCCCGAAGCCUCUCCAGACCAUGGCGUGACGUGCCCCAAGUCAUAGGUCUAGGCGACCUCACCACAUCUCACAAUGCCUCAGGAUCAGGGUCAACAAGAUGGAACAUAAGCCGCGGUCACAACCCCAACGACCUCUACGCGCCCCCGCCAAACUUCAUUCCAGGCACACCAAAGCCUCCGGGCUACAAAUACACCAAGACAAUGGUCGUAGCCCGCACAAAACAAGAAGACACAACCUGGAUAGCAGAGGAAUUGCCGGACUGGGAACGCGCCGUCUACGUCGCAGACGACCCCUCCGCUCCCCUCCACCCGCCCAAGAACAAGGGCCACGAAGUCAUGAUCUACCUUACCUACAUAGUCGACCACUACGACCGCCUGCCCGACGUAGCAGUAUUUAUGCACUCGCAUCAAGUCGCUUGGCACAACGAUAACCUCUUCGGCGGCGAUGCAGCCGAGCUGCUCCGUCGCCUAAACCUGAACCGCGUCGUCCGCGAGGGUUACAUGAAUACCCGCUGCGGAUACGGGCCCGGCUGUCCGGCGUGGAUGCACCCCGGUGCCAUUGAAUCGGAUGAGUCGAAGCAGGAGGAGACUAUGCUGGCGCGCGCUUGGGGUGAACUCUUCCCCGACGAGGCGAUUCCGAAUGUUCUGGCUCAACCCUGUUGUGCGCAGUUUGCGUUGUCCAGGGAUCGUAUCCGAUCCAUUCCGCAUGCGCGGUAUGUGUUUUAUCGGGAUUGGUUGCUUGGAACUGAUUUGAGUGAUUAUAUUACUGGGCGGAUUUGGGAAUAUCUGUGGCAGUAUGUUUUCACAGGCGAAGCUGUUGUUUGUGUUGAGGAGACUGUUUGUCUGUGUGAUGGGUAUGGAUUCUGCUUUGGGGGUAAUGAGGAGUUUAGGGAGUAUCAGGCUCUUGAGGCGAAGGUUUCUGAGUUGCAGGGUGAUAUGGCGAGUUGGAUGUGGUUCGCUGAUAACCUUGACUUUGCCGAUGAGAAUGAUGGAGGUGCCGGGGAAGAUGAUAUAUCUUUGCAAGAGAAGAUUGAGGGAGCGGAGAAGCAGAUUACCAAAACGCUUGAGGCUGCUGUAGAGCGUGGCAAGAAUCCGAAGAACCGUGCCCUGGAGGCCGGUCGUCCUUGGAAGGACGGUGAUGGGUUCUAA
This is a messenger RNA of Penicillium antarcticum, 1215 nucleotides long. Its product is annotated as DUF3431 domain-containing protein. Bases 1 to 1215 code for a protein of 404 amino acids. The record is from RefSeq and is a predicted model, not a curated record. The transcript has a single exon. Lineage: Eukaryota; Fungi; Ascomycota; Eurotiomycetes; Eurotiales; Aspergillaceae.